This is a messenger RNA of Paralichthys olivaceus (Japanese flounder), 942 nucleotides long. RefSeq lists its product as uncharacterized. NCBI's taxonomy places the organism in Eukaryota, Metazoa, Chordata, Actinopteri, Pleuronectiformes, Paralichthyidae. The record is from RefSeq and is a predicted model, not a curated record.
AUGGUUGGAACUGCUCAUAUCGUGGAGACGCUGAUAUUGCUUUCUUUAAUCAGAAAAGGUGUGGAUGGAGAAGAAGCCCUGACGUCUGCAGACAGGGGUUAUGAUAUUACAUUUCCUUGUGAAGAGGACAUUGUCUGCUUUCAUUUGUGGAAGAGCAGCAGAAGCAGAAGUCAGAACAUCGCCAUCAUCAGUAAUGGAGAGAUCCAGAGAUUUAAAUCAAAGGAAGAGAGCUGCACUCUUCAAAUGGAACAUCCCACAACAGGGGAUGUUGGACAUCAUCGCUGCCAACAAAGGUCAAACGGCAUCUCUACUUACGAGACCUAUAACUCUGCCCCAGAGUUAAAACUCCUGCCCAACAAAACAGUGUCACUGCAGUGUGUUUUACUCUCGUUCGUGGAGAACGCACAUUGCCUUAACAAUAGACAACAGGCGAUCAGCCUGAAGUGGGUGGACGAAGCCGGUGCUGAGAUUCAAACCGACGCCCAGCAUCAGAUAACCCAGUGGUCCUGUUGUGAUAUAACUCUGACUGUUGCCUUUCGAAGUCCUGAGAGCCUGAAGUUCAGGUGUCAGGCGACUGUGCUUGAACGAGUCCAGACAUCGGUCGAGCUGUUGGUCACAGCUCCAGCUCCAAAAGGGAAGGGAAGAGUCCUCAUCAUUGACCCGGGACCUGAAAUUCAAGGUCGUAACCAGGACAUGAUCGGGGCAGCUGUGGGGGUUGCAGGCUGCGUGGUUUUGUCAGCGGCGGUUGCAGUGUUUGUUCUGAACAGAAGAAGAACAAACAACCAGCUGUCCGAAGGGCCUUGUUCAGACAAGUCCAGUACAAUCACCGUCGUGAAUACAGAUGAUGUCAUCUACGCUGACAUUAUUCUCCCCAGCGGCUCUGACAGAGUGUGGGAUCAUGACUGUGAGUCCACUGAAUACUCCUGUGUACGGUACAAAUAG